AUAAAAGUAGCCAAUGAGACAGGGGGAUGUUGGAAGGUACAAAGUUCAAGUGAAAGUCUGGUCAGGAUUGGGUGGAAGACGGAGCUGGCAGGCACGGUUCGCUACCGGCGGCGGAGGGGAGUGUUUAAGGGAGGCGAAGAUAAGAUGGCGGCGGAAACAGUAGAACUGCACAAGUUAAAGCUUGCUGAACUGAAGCAAGAAUGUUUAGCCCGAGGCCUGGAGGCAAAAGGAAACAAGCAGGAUCUCAUCAACAGACUCCAGACCUAUCUUGAGCAGCAUGCUGAGGAGGAGGCAAAUGAAGAGGAUGUCUUAGGAGAAGAAACAGAGGAGGAAGAACAGAAGCCCUUAGAUAUUCCUAUCAAAGAGGAAGUGGCUACUGAGAAGCCUACUGAAGUAGGUGCAGAGAAAAAAGUGGUCAAAAUUGCCUCAGAAAUUCCACAAAUGGAGCGAAUGCAGAAACGGGCAGAAAGAUUCAACGUACCUGUGAGUUUGGAGAGUAAGAAGGCUGCACGAGCAGCUCGGUUUGGUAUGCCUACAGCUUCAGCUAAAGGUCUUGCCACAGAAGGUAGAACUACAGUAAAUAUAGACAAAUUAAAGGAAAGGGCUCAGAGAUUUGGCUUGAAUGUCUCCACAGCCUCCAAAAAGACUGAAGACGAUGAGAAGCUCAAAAAAAGAAAGGAAAGGUUUGGUAUUGUAACAAGCUCAGCUGGGGCAGGAACCACAGAGGAUACAGAGGCAAAGAAGAGAAAAAGAGCAGAACGUUUUGGCAUCGUCUGAUGAUCUUCCUUUUAGCCUUUACUUGUUUGGGAUGUAUCUUUUACACAUUCUUGUUCUUUAUCCCUAAUGAGGAAUAUAGUUUUCUCCCCCACACAAAUCUUGGCUUUGCAUUUUAAAGCUAGCUGCUCAGUUAGGCUUCCCCUCACCACUACCUCCCAGACUUUUAAAAGAAACAAAUUUCAGAUCAUAGAAUAAAAGUGUUCUGUUCGUGUAUGUAACAAUUUGAGUUCUCUUGACAAAUUCUCCUGUUAACUUGUAUCCAAACUGUACCUCCAACUUACUACUUCUCUGUUCAGAUGAAAAAAGCUGCACAAAAUAAAGGGUUUUGCGAAGUAUGAGGAAUAUAAAUAUUUUUGUCACAUUAUUGAGCUCCAGUUGAAGUCAGCAAUACCUGAAUCAGGAGCUGUCUGAAUCUUACUUGUAAUUUUAUAUAGCUGUUCAUUGCCUCAUUAUUUCAGUUCUCACAUUGACCAUGGCUAAGAAAUAGUCCUCCUCUUCUGUCUCCAUCCUUUAAUAAAAUAAACUCAUAAAGUUCAUGUGACUCAGAUGACUGCCUCCAAUCUGAAAAUGUUUUUAUGCUCAAAGCUGAAGAACUACUUUCCUUGGGUUCUGCUAUAAAUUCUCUCACAUUAGGUCUUUUGAAGUCAUGAGACAUUAUAUCUGCUAUACUUACAGCCUGAAUGGGUCAUAUAUUAUUGUCAGCUAAAGUAAAAGCCAUGCUUUUUAUACCUUAUGCAGCUAUUAUGCAUUUUAAACUAUGCUUUUGGCCCACAGAAUGGGAUCAAUUGCAUCAGACUGUGAUUGGCUGCAGUUUAGAGCGUCCCAAGAUGCAGGAAGUGGAACAGUCAUACAUUUAGUAACCAGUGCUACAAAGCCUUUUGAGGAUGUUCUGCUGGUAAUAAUAUUUUAGAACCUUGUCUGAAUUUCUUUAUUUGCCACAAAUGCUUACAGUUUCCUUCUUUAAGAAUAGCAUCAAAAAGCUCUAAAAUUAUGACUGUGGAAUGAAAUCCUAUAAAAUAUAGUGUUCAAGUUCCACAUUUUUACACAGCUUUCACUUCCCAGAUGGAUUUUCAAAUUGCAGUGUUUUUAUGUUUCUCCCUGAAUUGCAUGCAGUCUGAAGAGAGUUGAUGCUUCCAGUUGCAAUUUAUUAAAGGUGAUGAAUUGGAGAAAAUAUGUCUCCUAUCAUAGUGUUGUAUCUCAUUUUCUUGCAAAUUCAUACUUGUUUCAGAAGUGAAGUAUAGUGGUAUCUCAGUGAAAAUAUACCUUUGUCCAAGUAAUUCCAUCUUUAUUCUUGGUUUAUUUCAUAUAGCCAAAACCUCUUUUAGCUAAUAUUACAGGUAUAUUUCAACUUCUGUACAGGGAAGAAGUUGUCUAGACUUUUUCUGUAUACUAAAGGUAUCCUUUCUUUUUUUUUGGUCACUGGUUUUAUAUACUGUUACUGGGUUGGUUUUUUAUGAGUGUUAUUCUACUUGGGCUCUUUUGGAGUUGUUGGUUUUUUUAUCCUAAUCUUUCAUUCAAAGAUGGAUGGCUUUUUUCUUGUAUCCCACAGAACUCCUUUUUGUGUGCAAUACAGAUUAAACCAUGCAUUUAAAAGCUA
Rhineura floridana is the source of this 2374-nucleotide messenger RNA. It is a transcript of the gene SARNP, whose product is annotated as SAP domain containing ribonucleoprotein. The record is from RefSeq and is a predicted model, not a curated record. The transcript is spliced from 11 exons. Gene Ontology annotation, cellular component: nucleus. Lineage: Eukaryota; Metazoa; Chordata; Lepidosauria; Squamata; Rhineuridae. Gene Ontology annotation, biological process: poly(A)+ mRNA export from nucleus. The coding region runs from base 145 to 777 and encodes 210 amino acids.